Molecule: messenger RNA, 1720 nt
Organism: Mauremys mutica (yellowpond turtle)
Lineage: Eukaryota; Metazoa; Chordata; Testudines; Geoemydidae
Exons: 6
Coding region: 550-1188 (212 amino acids)
Source: RefSeq, a predicted model, not a curated record
AGUAAGCGGCGUCGACGGGGGCAGUCGACUCGCUGCUGUGAGGACGGCCAGGUAAGUCGAACUACGAUACUUUGACUUCAGCUACUCAGAUAGCGUAGCUGAUGUUGCGUAUCUUAGUUUGAACCCCCCCAGUGUAGACCAGCCCCCAGGAAUGCAGAGGUGUCUCCACAGGCUGGGGGGACAGGAAGAAGCUGUAUUAGCCACACAGAGAAGUGACUGGAAGAAGGGACAGAUGCUUUUUUCCAGAGGAAAUAGCACUUGGUCCUUCCUCAGGCUCCGGGCAGGCCGCGGAGGGGCUAAGGUGGUGACCAGACUCCAUCUCCAGCCAGGCCUCAGCCUCUCGUUCCUCCCGUCACAGGCACGUGCAGGAGGGAGGGAAGCUGGACCACGAAGGUGACGUUUCCCUCCAAUCAGACGGCGUUUCGGGUGAAUGACACGGUGCAGGUGACGUGCGCCGAGGACCCUGAAUCCGGCCCGUUCCCUGCAAACUGCACAGAGCUGAAGGACCGUAGGGCAGUCUGGGAUAUCAGUGGAGUCAAGUGUCUCAGGAUGUGCAAUGACUGGGUGAGGCAGGUGGAUUUUGACCCUGCACAGACGGAGUUCGGCGUCGGGGCCGAGGCUCGGGUGACCUGUCGGCAGCAGUUCCAGCAGAACUCGUUCAAUGUGACGUGCAGAGAGACGGAGCCGGGACGCUUCGAGUGGGACUUGGGUGCACACCAGUGUAUCAGAAAAUGUGAAAUACCCAGAACCUGGGACUCCACAUUGCAGUUUGCCCCCGAGAGGCAGUUCUACGCCCUGGGUGACUUGGUGACGCUGAGCUGCUCUGAGGGGUAUCGGCCGUCACCACCUGUGAUCGUAUGUGCCAGAAAUGGGAGCCAGUCUGUCUGGAGUGAGACACCCACCUGCCAGCAGAGAGAGGCCCAGACUCCCCAGCCCGGGGGCCUGGCGCUCGCCAUGGCGGUGCCGGUGCUGGUGCUGCUGGGGGCAGGGGCCCUGCUGCUGCGGUUCCUGCUCGCCAGGAAACGCCAGGCUUCGGCGAGCCGCCCUGCCAAGGACGCCGGGGAGGCGUUGUACACAGAGCUCCAGCCCCGGGACACCCCAGAUAUUUACUGCACGAUCCAGACACCAGAACACAGAGCUGCAGGUAGGAACGGCUCAGCCUCUGACUGGCAUGCGGCCCCGCUGUGACCUUAUUAAUAUGAUCUGGGAUCACAUAGAACACGGUUGCAACCAAGGUCCUGUAGUGGCACCAAAUAUUGUAUAAAGGAGGUCAAGUGAGGUGUCUAAGACGAGGUUCUGGUUUGCUGGUUAUGAUUAUGCUGUCUGGGUGCAUGUGUCAUUUUGUAGUUGAAGUUAUGAAUAUUGGCUCUAUGCUGUCUGUAUUUCACACUUGUGCUGUGCUUCUGGGGGACACCCCAGACAAUUUGGCAUCAGCUCUGCCUGGCCUGCUUGAGGGCCCAUUAAGGCCCAUCAGCUAAUACAACUGACCCAUGGAGAGAAGCAGAUACACCCUGUGACUCAGCAAGGCAGGGACAGGCCUAGGGACAGAACUCAGGUUUUUCCAGGCCACAUGCUGGGCAGCUUGUGGUUGGGACAAAGGAAGCAGAGGCCACACGGCAAGAGACUAUAAAAGGAGCUGCAGCUUCAAUCCUGCUUCUGACCUCUGGAGGGACUUUGCUACAAACUGAAGCUCUGCACAAAGGACUGAAUGACCCAUCCC